Molecule: messenger RNA, 2577 nt
Organism: Fulvia fulva
Lineage: Eukaryota; Fungi; Ascomycota; Dothideomycetes; Mycosphaerellales; Mycosphaerellaceae
Exons: 6
Coding region: 1-2577 (858 amino acids)
Source: RefSeq, a predicted model, not a curated record
AUGCGCAACAUAUCCUUGCGGCGGCUUGAAGCGUGUCUCACAUCUUGGACGGCCGGUAUCAAGGCUAGGUCCAUGAUGUCUGCGCAUACUUCCUUAUGUGUUGCCUUACUAUCCACUGGCGCCCGCAAUUUGGCUCGAACAACUCUCCUCACGGCAACGACCAUGUCUGCAUCCGGAGAAAUGGACUAUGACAGUGACCACCUCAGCGUGCUCAUCGACGACGGCGGCAGCUCUGGCAAGGUGACUGCCGAGUUGUUUCUUCCCAGCUGCGACAUGGUCAAUAAAACUAUCGACGUGGUGCGCUUACGGACCGGGCAAGACACUCUUGAGCAGCAAUGCGUUAUACUGGACGAUAUUGAUGAGGAUGGAGAUCCGUGUUUACUCUAUGGCGACCACGAAGUAUCUACUUGGCUACGAGCGAACCCGACGGAGGGCCACCGUGUCAUUGAGAACAGCCCGCUCGCCUUCUACCAACAGUACAGCGAUUCCGCAGAAACACGUCGUUUCUAUCGAGCAUUGGGCUCUGAAGUAGGCGACUUGGGCGCAUUGCAAAAGUUCACGACACUACGCUACAAGUGGAUCUUUCGUCGGAUCGUGCGUUACUACAGGGACCAGACGAUGAUGACCAUCAAACAUCGAGAUCUCGACUGGGUCAAGCUUCCCAAAGCAGUGAAGCUGACAGUUCCUGCUAUCAACAACAACGUAAUGCACGGGAUUUACAAGAACGCUGCUGUCGACAAUGGGUUGCGUAAUGUACAGCUGCGUCUCGAGCCGUGCUGUGCGGCCGCAAACGACGUCGAACUUCUGCUGAAGCACAAUGCAGUUGCCUACCGCGACACCGCUGUUUGGUACGAUAUUGGACACUUCACCAAUGAUCUUGCUGCGAUUCGCAUCGAUGAACCCCUGCGCGAGGGUGAACAAGCACGGCUCACAAUUGCGCAUCCACCGUCUGGGUAUCUGCAUGGUUCUCAUGUCGUGCGCAAGAUGGCUUUGGAAUACGUCUUGGGAUGCCCAGAAGUCGUCUACCAUGGCGGCAUCGACAGUGUUCCUACCAAACUCGGCGGCAUGUCUCAAGAAGAACUUGCUCGUCAGGUAUCGGCUUUGGUAGAACGACCGAAGACGGAAAUCCCGCGGGACUUCGCCAUCACCAUCUGUUCCAGAAAUGACAAGUUGUUAAGUGUCCCUGGAGCUGGAGGAAUGCGCGUGUUCCCCAUAAUCAUCACUGCGGACCGCAUGCAGAGCUGGCUCGACGCAUGGGCAAGGGACGUGGUACGAGACCUAGUGGCCUUCAUGGAGGCACCUUCACUUCGUAACACUCUGAUGGUAGUCCUGACUGGAGGAGGAAGUUCUAACGACACCGUCUCUAAAGCACUUGGAGCGUCUGGCCAGCGUCGAGGCAUCGAUGUGCGUCUAAGUCAAUCCGAUAUGGCUGUCGCAAGAGGUGGUCACGCACAGUACCCCAGGAACGAAGCUAGUGCUUUGGGUUAUGGCUUGUGGUAUCUCUCGCGCAGCGAGCCUCUGCAGAAGGCACGACACCGGGACGCUUACCUUGCUUCCAACAAACGAGAACGUAAUCCAAAGCUUGUGACCCAGAGCAUGGAUGGCGAUGGCUGGUACGCCAAGGAUAGGGUGGUAUUGGCAUUGAAACGACUCCCCAACGAGCCGAAACGCACCUGGCGUAUUCCCAUGGAAUUCCCCAUUGCACUUCCCAAUGGCUCGCUGGAGUUCAAGAUCUACUUCAGUGACAAGCAACGAAGGAACGGCGGUCCUUUGCUGGAUCGACAAGGUGACGCACGGGAUAUAUAUCAGCCCUAUCAGGUUCAGCUCGCCAACCUGGAUGUCGACUGGUCCAAAUACGAAGGGCAACUCGAGACAUAUCUCCACGAGGGUUUGCAGCGGACCAAUCUCAACGGCUUUGUUGAAAUGGAUUGCAACGAUGACGAAUGGACUCUGACGGUCACGAUCUUGAAGCCCGGCGAAACACUGCGUGAAGAGGACACAGGUGUCGUGAUAGCGACUAACAGACCCUCCCUCGCGAGCACGUAUCAUGUCUUGAUCAAACAAACGAGGCAUAUCUGGGACAAGCAUCGCACCGUCGACAUCACCGAUGGCUUACCAACGGUCCUCCCGACCGAGGAGUCUAGCUCACGGAAACGCCGCUCGGAAUCACCAUCAACGCCAAGGACACCCAUGGUGACUAGAAGGAUGAAGGCAGAGCAAGUCCUACUCAGCUCGUUCGAUGAAGACUCCACUGCCAGCACCUCCACUGCGCAGCCCAGCACCGGAGCUCUUCUGUAUGACAGCAGUAGCGCGACGACACCAGUACCCGCUCCCAAAGUUUCUUCGCCAUCGACUUUUGCCCCUCCGGUGGAGAGGCCUGGCCCGGUGGGACGCGGUUACGGAAGUGCACACAUGCCGAAUUGGAGUGUGGCCAGCGAUGAGGAAAGAGUUCAGUGGCUACGACAGCAAGGCAUUAUCGGCCGUCCGACUCCUGUUCGACAGCCCGCGCAAUCCUCCAGAGGUACUGCAAGCAGCGCACACAUACGCCGACCUUCGAUAGAACAGCCGAGUAGAUGA